GCUGAUUUCAAAUAAACGGAUGUCAGUGUUUGCUUACUUUACAAAAUUACAUCCUCUAGUAAAGGGAACAGCAGACACCAUACUGUCUGUCAUAAACCAGACAUAUCUGUUCAAGCGACACCAAGGAACGACGGAGGUCUGUCUUUAUUGCACAAUGUAUACUUCCCUCUCCUGCGCCUAUGUAUAGAUCCACUACACCUCUUCUGUAUUCCUCCUCCCUGUCCAAUCAUUGACGAUGAGACAGUCAGGCUACGAUAGAUAUUUUAUUCAUCCCCUUGGGGAAAUUCAAGUGUCCAGUAGCUCACGCCACGUAGAUCAGAGACAAUACUAGCAUACAAUACAGUACAAGACAAUACAAGCAUUAUUGCACAGAUGAUAUAAUACAAUACAGUAAGUGCUUCUCAGUAGCUUCUAUAGCCUCACUCUGUAGCUCUCAGCUCUUCCUGUCGGGGUUUCAUUCUGAAUCGUUAUCUGAAAACUAAAACAAGACUUGGGGCGUUGAGAGUGUGGAUUGUGGAUUUGGGUUGUAGGGCUGAUAAGCGUGUAGUGGCUUUACACGGGAGGAUGUGGUUUCACACUUCAGAGGCUCCGGUGGCCGCUGGUACCGUCGCUCAGUCACGCAGUUCUGAAUGAACACCUAUAAAUGAAAUGGCACGGUCGGCGGUGCUAGCACGCCGGCGCGAACAGCCCCAGCCACUGUGUGACAUCCGCUUCACACCGCACCCUCUCGCACUUCACUGCCUCUCCGCUGCAUGGCAUUCAUUCAAAACCUCCAAAAGAAACAGGAUUGGUGCUGCGUUUACGGCAGUUGCACCUCAGCUCCCCUUUGAAGCUGUUUUCGUGAACAUGUGUGGAGGUGGGUCCUUGCCUUGAGGAGUGUGAUCUCCGUAUGAUUUUCAUAGGCAAGAACAGGACUGCCAAGCCUAUAUUCACAGAACCCAAGUACUCAGUUCUGGGUGUGUAUGAGCUGCUCUCAGAAUCAUCCAUAUGGAGCCCUGAUGAACCUGUAUGAUUGUAGAUACUUCUCUCUUGCCCUCUCUCUCUCUCUCCUUCUCCUUCUCCUUCUCCUUCUCCUUGCUCUCUUUCCUGGAAGUGGCCAGUUUCUCUCUCAGCCCCAGUGAGAGGUUUCUCUCCCCCCCUGCCGGAGACAGGAGGUUCCCCCGCCAUGAGCCUGCAGUCUCGGAGGAUCCGGCUGAAGCCCUGGCUGGUGGCCCAGGUGAACAGUGGGAAGUACCCCGGUCUGCAGUGGCUGAGCUCCGAGCAGAAGCUAUUCCAGAUCCCCUGGCGCCACGCCACCCGCCACCUGCCCACUCUGGAGGACGAGAACACCAUCUUCAAGGCCUGGGCCCUGGAGACGGGGAAGUACCAGGAGGGUGUGGAUGAGCCUGACCCGGCCAAGUGGAAAGCCAACCUGCGGUGCGCCCUCAACAAGAGCCGCGAGUUCCGGCUCAAGUACGACGGCACCAAGGAGACGCCCGUCCAGCCCUACAAGAUUUACGAGGUGUGCGACCAACCGUACAACGGAGAUGCAGGUGAUGAAGACGAUGAUGAGCUACCCAACAUCGUGGGCCUUUCGAUUGACCCCCGAAUGGGAGACACGCCCAGUUACACAGCCUAUCCUGGGGUCAGAGGGGAGGUACCCUUCAUCAGCUCUCCCAUGACUGAUGGCUACAGCCCCGCCCACCUCACACAGAUGGGCCUCCCACAGGGUGGAGUUUCUCUGGAUCCUAGAGGGGGUGUGGCCAUGGUGGACGCGCCCCUGGCCGGCUUGACCUUGCCCGAGUUCCAGAGCCCCAUCCCGCUGGGGGGCGACGUGGGGCGGGGCAGCUUCGCCCACGGCGGUGGUGCUCCGAGCACGCACACGGAGAUGGCCACGCCCCCUGUCCCUGCGGCCAUUCAGGACAGCCUGAUGUCUGAGGCACCGCCUCCGGAGGCGGGGCCUGUGCAGCCCGGGAUUUAUGAUCUACUUAGCAACCCCCACAUGCUGCCCUUGACGGACCUGGACAUUAAGUUCCAGUACCGCGGCCACGUGGCCGGCUCCAUGACCGUCAGCAACCCGCAGGGCUGCCGGCUGUACUACGGCAACCUGGCACCCACGCCGGACCAGGUGGAGCUGUUCGGCCCGGUCAGCCUGCAGCAGGUCCUGUUCCCGGAGGCAUCUGGCAUCCCCAACGAGAAGCAGCGCUUCUACACCAACCAGCUGCUGGACGUGAUGGACCGCGGCCUCAUCCUGGAGAUCGAGGGCCAGGACAUCUACGCUCUGCGACUCUGCCAGUGCAAGGUGUUCUGGUCCGGGCCGGGCGUGCCCGAGCAGGCCCCGCCCAAUCCCAUGGAGAGAGAGAAGAGGAUCAGGGUGUUUAGCCUCAACAGCUUCCUGCAUGAACUGAUCCUGUAUCAGAAAGGUGAAGCUGAGGCUCCUCCCCCCUUCGAACUGUACUUCUGUUUCGGCGAAGACUGGCCCGACAGGAAGCCCAAAGAGAAGAAGCUGAUCAUCGUGCAGGUGGUUCCGGUGGUGGCCAGGAUCCUGACCGAGAUGUUUUCGGGGGAGCUGUCCUGGUCGACGGACAGCAUCCGGCUGCAGAUCUCGAACCCGGACCUCAAGGACCAGACGGUCGAGCAGUUCAAGGAGCUUCACAGACUCUUCCAGAGCCAGCAGGCUCAGGCCCACUGGGGCCACGCUCCCCCACAUGGGCUUUAAACCAGCACUGGGACUGGAACCAAAGCCAUACCGGUCCACAGCCUGCCAGCUCACAGAUGUUCCUCACUCAGCCUCUGGGUCUCCUUACGUCUUGUCUCAUGUGACACGUUCGUCUGAGCUGUGCAGGGACUGUGUCAUCGAGCUACGACAAGCAACGAGCUACUUAAACAUUCAUUCUACUGUACAUUUCAGAAACUGUCUGUUUUUAAGAGUGUGGGAUUUUCACAUUGUGAUCAUUUGUGUUCAUUUUGUAUUUCAAUAAAUACCGUAACAGUAUGACAGAAAGUCUCAUUUUUUUAAUCAUAGGUUUUUAUCAUCACGUCAAACACUGAAUGACUUUCGCUUCGGCUGCCAAAUGCAGUGAGAACAGGAAGGUCAGCUGUUUGGCAGUUAGGCUGUCAUGAAAUAUGGAGGACAAAGUUAUCAAUAAUGUUAUCACAAACUUAAUGCCACAGCGCCACCUCCUGGCAGAGAACACCGUUGGCUCAGAAGACCUGUGUCCCUCUGUGGCAUGGAUCUGUCCACUAGCUUGAUCCUUUAAGAUGACUUUGAACCAGUGGAACCUAUAAUGCACACAGGAUCACACCUGGUGGGUUGAAGCGGAUCUAGUGUAUCUGCGGGAAGGUGGCCAUGUCUGUGUGGAAAAAGUCUACAGCAGCAGUGUACUAGGUUUUAUGGAGACGGAGAGAACACAGCGUUGUUUGGGCAGAGACUCAAACAUGAUUCUGACCAAAGACAUAGUCUUUUCUUUAACUUUGUGAGAUGUGGUUACAACACUAGAUAGGGCAGAAGAUAAAUCCAGCUUUACCUCCAUUUGGAAGCCAGUGUUAAAGGUUAGAGGUUAAAGGUUUAGGUUGGAAUUCCCAGCAUCCUCCUCUGCCACCCCGACACGAUUGAUCUUAACAUUGAGAUUUGGAUUUCAUUUUUUUUCUAUGGCACAGAUGACUAAUUGUGAUUGGUGGUUCUUAAGAAAUAAAAUUUUUUA
Megalops cyprinoides (Indo-Pacific tarpon) is the source of this 3683-nucleotide messenger RNA. Its product is annotated as interferon regulatory factor 5-like. Lineage: Eukaryota; Metazoa; Chordata; Actinopteri; Elopiformes; Megalopidae. Gene Ontology annotation, cellular component: nucleus. The transcript is spliced from 8 exons. The record is from RefSeq and is a predicted model, not a curated record. The coding region runs from base 1166 to 2698 and encodes 510 amino acids. Gene Ontology annotation, molecular function: DNA-binding transcription factor activity, RNA polymerase II-specific; RNA polymerase II cis-regulatory region sequence-specific DNA binding; protein binding. Gene Ontology annotation, biological process: immune system process; regulation of transcription by RNA polymerase II.